AUGUGGUCAAUUGAAGCAUUAGGAGUAGUAUUCCUUGUAUGGUUGCUCCAUGUCAGUGAAGCUUCAGUGCAUGACUACAGUGGGGAGAAAUUCGUGAGCAAGGGCAAUGCUUUUGUAGUCCAUGGAGGUAGCGAAGGAAUUUACUCCUCUCUUCCUAACCUCACUCAAUCAUCUCCUUCUAACACCGACUCUUUCAUUCGGUUCGAAAAGAUUGUAUUUCGGAGGCCAAAAGAAUUCUCAAACUUUAGCUCAGACCCAAUUCAUGCAAUUGUUUUUGAGGUGGAUGAUCGAGAGACAAUUGGGGGCUCUGCCUAUGGUGGCCAAAGAGCUGUUUGUUGCACAGCAGAUCUUGCAAAACUUGGAGUUUGUACACAAGGGCAAAUCAUUCACCGUCCAUCUGCUAAUAAUCCCGGAUGGCCUAAAGUUUUUAGUGCCUCAUUCAGCAAUGAUGGGGUUGAUGUAGCAUUGCAGUCAAGAUCAAUCCCGAUUACAAAAACUGGGAUGUAUAAUGUGUACUUUAUUCACUGUGAACCAAAUCUUAAGGAAAUUACUGUUGAAGGGAAAACCAUAUGGAAGAAUCCUACUGGUUACUUACCUGGUAGAAUGGCUCCUCUUAUGAACUUCUAUGGGUUCAUGUCUCUUGCAUUCGUGUUACUUGGGAUCUUUUGGUUUUCGCAGUAUGCAAGAUUCUGGAGAGAAAUUAUUCCUUUACAAAAUUGUAUUACACUCGUUAUAACACUGGGCAUGCUUGAAAUGGCAUUUUGGUACUUUGACUAUGCUGAAUUCAAUGAAACUGGAGUCAGGCCCACUGGUACCACUGUAUGGGCUGUGACUUUUGGUACAGUGAAGCGCACAGUUUCACGUUUGGUCAUUCUGAUGGUCUCUAUGGGCUAUGGUGUCGUUAGACCUACCCUAGGUGGUCUCACCUCAAAGGUCCUUUUGCUUGGAGGAACAUUCUUUGUGGCUUCUGAAGUGCUUGAACUGGUAGAAAAUGUUGGUGCUGUCAGUGAUUUAUCAGGAAAAGCAAGGUUAUUUUUUGUAAUUCCUGUGGCAUGCUUGGAUGCUUUCUUUAUCCUUUGGAUAUUCACCUCCCUGUCGGCAACUUUGAACAAGCUUCAGGCUAGAAGGUUGUUGGCCAAAUUAGACAUUUAUCGCAAGUUCACAAAUGCAUUGGCUGUCGCUGUUAUUGUAUCUGUUGGAUGGACGUGCUACGAGCUAUACUUCAAGUCCACUGAUGUGUACAAUGAGCGAUGGCAAAAUGCCUGGAUUAUUCCUGCCUUCUGGCAAGUGCUAUCUUUCUCUCUCCUUUGCAUCAUCUGCGCUCUUUGGGCGCCAUCUCAAAACUCCAUGAGAUACGCCUACUCCGAUGACGGUGAAGAGUUCGACAAGGACGUUACAUUGACGCUCAUAAAGCCCUCUCCUCUGCUGCCAAAGGAUGUUAGAAGCCAACCUGAAGUGAGGCCAACACUGGGUAACAAUGAGUUAUCUAAUGGUGAUGAAGUAGAAGACAAGACAGAGUAAAGCAAGACACAAUAUUUGGUAGUAUGGUAAAGAAAGGUACCGUCAGUUGGGUAAAUUGUUGUUAGAAUCAUGUAAUCGGUGUUGUCUGUAUAAAAAGUAAGAAGGUUAAUCAGGAGAAGGCCAUUAGUUAAAACGAAUUUGUAGUUGUUGUUCCUUAAAAGUCACGUUCGUUAAUCUUAUAAGAUGUUACAUCCAUGGUACAAUUAAUUAGAUAAUAGCUUGUCUAUCUUCCAAUUAUAUUCUUAUAUUUAAAGAGGUAAUACUUCCCCUA
Messenger RNA from Lycium ferocissimum, 1792 nucleotides. RefSeq lists its product as uncharacterized. The record is from RefSeq and is a predicted model, not a curated record. The coding region runs from base 1 to 1521 and encodes 506 amino acids. Gene Ontology annotation, cellular component: membrane; Golgi apparatus. NCBI's taxonomy places the organism in Eukaryota, Viridiplantae, Streptophyta, Magnoliopsida, Solanales, Solanaceae. The transcript has 5 exons. Gene Ontology annotation, biological process: transport.